AUGCCUACCAGUAAAGGCAAACCAUGGGCCAUUGUGAGGUUGAAAAGUAAUGCACGAUCACACACAGAUGCCCCACACUACUUUGCCGGUAAUCAUGUUUCGGGUAUGUUUGCUCUUCAUCUCGCAGAACCGACUCAAUUGCGAGACAUAACACUUUCGAUCAGAGGUCAGAUUAUUACCGGCGAAUACUGUAAUGAUAUCUAUGCAUACACUUUUCUCGAAGAGCUUAUCACUAUCUGGUCCAAGGACUGGGGUGAUCCAGGAGGGCCGCUGUUUAACCCAAGUACCAAGUUCUCUGGAAGACUCUCGGGGGACUAUUCCUGGCCUUUUGAUCUCCCGUUUCCGACAGGUUUGUCCCACAGGGUCGGGAACGCAUCUACUUCAUCUCUCGUUCGUCUACCUGACUCAUUCCGAGAAGCCAAUUGUAAUGGUAGCAUUCGAUAUCAACUGAUUUUUCGUGUCAAUCGAGGCAAAUUACAAACGAAUAGCAAGUUACAAGUUCCCGUAUUAUACACUCCCAGGGUCACUCCUGAACCAAUGUCUCUUCUCCGCCAGAUGGCAUAUGAAAACAGUCUUCCGCUUGCAGGACCUGACUCUGAUCCUACGGGGUGGCACACACUCCCACCGGUGAUCUCUACUGGUAAACUUUUGGACGGCAGCAGUGGAACGCUUCAUUGUACAGUAAGUUUACCCUGCCGACUCGUGUAUACCCGAGGAUCUGUGGCUCCGUGCUAUCUGCAUAUGCACAGCACGGAUAUACGAAUCUUUCGCGCUCUUGACCUCCCGAAGGCCAUUACCCUGAUUUUGCGACGUCGCAUCACGUACCUAGAGCCGAGAAUUGGAGUCAAGAAACGUUUACAGGACUGCACAGAAACCUCCGUCAUCGAUGUAUCAAAGGUUAUUUGGUGGUCGCCUGAUUCUCCUGACGACCCUCUCAGACGAGUAUUCGAGGGCGAGCUCCACAUACAUAAACAGCACCCUGCUGCUUCAGAUUACGAGCUCUUCAGGAUCGAGUAUAAUGUCGAACUUCUUCCCUUCAAGUCCCACGGGUUUAUUCCUUUCAGCAAAGACUCUCUCUUGUCCCAGAGAGUGGAAGUAGCCACAGAGUUUGCGGAUGGUCCGAUCCCGAAGGCUUUGACGACGGCACCAAAACCCGACUUUCUGUACCGCACGCAGGGCGCUGAUGCGUUUGUUCUUCUGAAUAGUCCUGACGCUGGAGGGUUGUCGAUGCAGCGUUGA
Guyanagaster necrorhizus is the source of this 1239-nucleotide messenger RNA. RefSeq lists its product as uncharacterized. The record is from RefSeq and is a predicted model, not a curated record. The transcript is spliced from 5 exons. Lineage: Eukaryota; Fungi; Basidiomycota; Agaricomycetes; Agaricales; Physalacriaceae. Bases 1 to 1239 code for a protein of 412 amino acids.